Molecule: messenger RNA, 4885 nt
Organism: Eriocheir sinensis (Chinese mitten crab)
Lineage: Eukaryota; Metazoa; Arthropoda; Malacostraca; Decapoda; Varunidae
Product: eukaryotic translation initiation factor 4E transporter-like
Exons: 25
Coding region: 454-4470 (1338 amino acids)
Biological process (GO): negative regulation of translation
Cellular component (GO): nucleus; cytoplasm
Molecular function (GO): mRNA binding
Source: RefSeq, a predicted model, not a curated record
AGACCUCCCAGUGCGCAUGCGUAGUGGACAGUAGAGCGACCUAUUUCUGCGAGGAGGUAUUUCUCGCAGCCCCGCCGUUCAAAGCCAGCGCCGAGCCGCCGUCCACCGCCGCCAGAGUUCCUCCGUCACUUUCGUCAUCCGGGAACCUACCGCCAUAUUUCUAUUUUUGCAUCAGUGUCCGUUGUUUAUGUGACUUUAUUUGCCAAAUUUUCUCUAUUUCUCGCCUAUCGUUUCGUGUGCGUGUCGUGUACAGUAGUGUGAAUCGAGAGAGCAGUGUGAGUGCGUGUAUUUAAGAGGAGAACAGCAAGAGUGGCAGCUGCUGUCACCUCCCAUCCUAGUGUAUUUUUUCCAGUCAUGUCAACGAAAGCCAAACAAGACGGGGAUCCUGCCACUAUAGGAACACCAAGAGCACUUUUCUUCUGAAUUUUGCAAGAUCCAUGAUUCAAGUUGAGAAUGGCUGGAUCUUGGAAUGUGACUAGAGCUGCGCUGCCAGACUUUUUCAGAAUUCAUAAAUAUGUUCCAGAAAGAAAUGGAGAUAGUCCAGAAAUGUGGUCUAGUCAGCAGCAGCAGCAGCAACAACUGCAGCAGCAGCAGCAGCAAGAGGAUGCUGAUGAUGGUAGUAGUGGUGGAGGUAGAGACUCCUCAUCCCCCUCUACCAAACCAGAGGAGGGAAAUAUAAGUGCAUCAUCGACAGAAUCAAGUGGGUUGGACUCGCACAAGGGGAGCACCUCACCUUCAAUUUCAUCAUCACCCCUCAACCUUCCACACUGGCAAUAUUCAAGAGAUGAACUUCUAGCAAUGAAGGAAGCCCCUUUGUCUCUAAAGUGGCCCUCUUGCUUGGACAUAGUUUAUAGUAAACCUACGGGAAGAUGGGAUCCUGAUAGGUGGAUCCGAGCAGUGCAUGAUGAGCGACGUCCGUCCAGCACUGCUCCUGUGCCCUCCGCCGUCACCAGCAACAAACCCGACCGUCCACCAGAUCUGGAGUUGAAACGAAGUCGGGACCCUCGAGAAAGAGUAAAGCAGGAAGAACAAGAUGGUCUUAUAUUGUCUCCUCAACGACGAAGCUUCAGUACAGGCUGUCAUGGUCUCCAGCAAGUUUCAACUGCAUCCAAACGUCCUGACUCACCUACAGAAAGACCACAACGGGAGUCUCAUAGAGAGAUUCCCACACGACGAAUAGGUUCGGGCAGAAUUUCCCGAAGAGAUGACUCUGAGGCUCCUGUUCCUGCGGAGCGCAGGGACCUUCCUUCUAGGCGGGAGAGGGACUUGGAACGAGAUCGGGGACGAGAUAGAGACAGGGAGACAGACCAGCGCCGUGAUACCAGGGACUGGAGGUCUAAGCAUGAUCAGUGCUUUGAUGGAGAAAAUAGGUUUGAUAACAGAAGACGCUUCAUCUUUGAGGAAGAGGAAACUGAAAAGCGCUCUGAACGAAGAGAUAGAGAGCGCGACAGAGACCGACGAUAUCAGGAUCGACGAAGAAUGUCACGUGCUGAGGAAGAAGAACCCGAGUGGUUCACAGGAGGGCCAACAAGUCAAAAUGAAUUCAUUGAGCUGGUUGGAUUUGAUGACAUCCCUGAGGAGAAUUCCACCUCAACGAAAGCUCAGCACAAGAGGGAACGACGUCGCUCAAAAAAAGAAAAAGAAGGUGGUGGUAGUAGAAAAGGUUCUCGCAGUACCACUCCAAUAAUUGAAGAAGAGUCAACAAGUAAGUCUCCAAAGCUGCAACAAGAAGAACCGACACAUCUUAAAGAUGAUGACAGGCAACGAACUCAACCAACUGUUAUUGAACCAGUGGAACAAGAACUUCCUGGCUUCAAUAUAGAUGAUUUCCUUGGAGACAUAAUUGGUUACCCUGGGAAUUCGGAGGAGAUGGCACCUGGCAACAAUACUAACACAAGUGGAGGGAGUGGAUCAUCCAGGUUGAAGCAGUUCUUCUCCACGAAGAGAGAGUCUCCGAUCUUUGGCUCUUCUUGUAAUUCACGUCGCUCCUCAAUUGAAUUGCCACCGCAUAUCAAUAACCUUCUCAAUGAAAUCACGGCUAAUGAACCCAACAUUGUGAUCCCUUCAGCCAUAUCAGCCCUCGACUCCAACCACUUCUUCGCACCAAUUUCCCCAGCAGACAAAACUGCUGCAAGCUCCAUAGUGGACCUCUUGCAGCAAGCCUCCUCUGGAGGCAUAGGGGGUUCAGAUCCCUUAGGACCUUCCACCCAACCUCCAAUUGGGCCUCCAGGGUUACCUGGGUCACAACCACCACCUUCAAUAAAAGAUCUGAUGAUGGAUGGAAAGGGGCAGAGUUUGGAGGAGGUCGAGGCUGGAAUACGUAGCAUGCGCCAACAAAAUCGCCCUCACCAUAAUAACCAGAUGAGUCAUAACCACCAUGGCCUUAACCAGAUGACUGCAUUUGACGAUUUUCUCUCACAGGUUACUUCUCAGGGCACAGUCAAACCUUCACCCAGUACUUCAACCAAGGAGGUGCUGAAUAAGUUACUGAAUGGUGGGAUAAAGGAUGGGGGAGUGAUGAAGCCAUCCCCCAUGUCAGUUCAACCAGCUGUUCCAAAUGCUCCUACAGAAAAUGAUCUCAUUGCUAUGUUAAUGAAAGGGAGCUCUUCAAAUUCUGGACAGCAACCACAGGGUCAUCCCCUGUCCCAUCAACAGUCCUGCAACGUACCCCCUCCAUCUAUACCUAACUUUAAUGUACCUCCUCCAAGUAUGGUAGCUCGUUAUCAGCCUCCACCUACCCUGCCUCAACUAGGAACUCAGGGGACACCAUCGCAAGAUGUUUUAAUGAAACUGCUUCAGGUUCAACAACAACAACAACAACAGCAGCAACAAAAGAGACAGCAUCAUAUUUUGCAGCAGCAGCAACAGCAGCAACAGCAGCAGCAACAGCAGCAGCAACAGCAGCAGCAGCAGCAGCAACAGCAACUUGACCCAAUCAAACAGUUGAUGGGAGGCUUAGGACGUAUGAGUGUAACUCCGUCACCUCAACCGCAAGACCAAGUCUUACGUGAUGCUCUUCUGCGGCCAGAUGUGCAGAACUUGCUGCAGAGAGUUGCUAGUGGGCAUGUGACUGCUGACCAGCUUGUGACUCAGUUGAAGAGUGUGUCUGUUACACCUUCUCAACGAGAUGCCAUCACUACUGUUUUGAAAUUCCUUAACAGACAGCAUUCUCAACCACUAAUUCCCCACCGCACUACUCUCACACCAUCUCCAACCCCUCAACCUGUUGUAGGUGGAGGAAUUUCCCUUGGUGGCAGUGCAUCUUUAUCACCUCGUGUGGCUUCCCCCAACCCUGAUGCUUCCAACAUGCUCAACCCUCAUAUCCUUCAACAGUCACGUCUGUCUCCGCACAUGUUUUCAGGUGGAUCCUUGGGCAGUAAUCUGAGUGUAAACAAUGUUGGAGGCCCUUGUAGACGACCCCCAUCCCACCAAGAAUUGGUUGCUCACACCCAAAGCAUUAUGCAAAAGGCCCUCCUCAAACAGGAGCUAGAGAAGGCUAAAGAGAAGCACCGUAAGCGAGAAGCUGAAAGAGCCCGGUCUCCAAACCCCAAUGGGCCUGUGAACACAGUGUCAAGUGUUAAUUCAGGACCCAUUUCUUCAAGUGUAAAUAAGUUACAGGAUGGAUCCCCUAGCAAGUCUGGGGUAAAGUCGCAGUCCCCAUUGGCCUUUACACCAACAUCUGUCAUGAGAAAGAUGACAGCUGAUCGUGAUCGCCAUGAACGUUCUGAUAAGUCUGAUAGUCCUGUUGUAAAUGAUGUAAAGGAGGGAGAAAGAAACAGAGAUCAUGACAACCAUGUGGGUGUAAAUAUGCCACUUCAAGCUUCUCUUCAACAGCAAGCAUCCAACCGAGGCAAAGUUGAUAACAAGAGAGAUUUGCGGCGAGGCACAUCACCCUUGCCUCCUUGCAGUGCUGCAAUGUCAGCAGGACCUCUGAUGGGAGGCAAGGGACCCAUGAUCAUGGGAGGAAACCCUGGAAUGUUAAAUAUGGGUCCACCUGGACAGCGACAUCCAUCUUCUACUCUACAGCCUCCAGGAAUAGGCAUGUCAAGGGGAAAUCAACAAAAUUUGAAUAUCCGAGCUCUGCAUGCAGCACAAGUCCAAGCUCAGGCAGUGUUUGCUCAGCAGCUGAUACGAAGCCAAACUCCUGCGGCAGGCAACAUGGGCCCAGCCCAUCACAGACUGCCCAACACCACCAAUCCCCCUGGGCCCCUUCACCAACUCCUGCUCAAUAACAACAAUCCUGCCACUUCCCUGCAUCAUCACCAUAAAUCAGAUGGUGGAUUGCAUGUCCCAAUCAUGCCAAUGGGAGGUAAUUCACAUCGCAGUUCACCUGUCAACUUGGCCCAGUUCUUUGGUCGAGAUAUUAUGUCACAGGUUCAAGCUGGGGGACUACCAGAUUUGCCAGGAGGUAAAGUUUUGAGCUUGGAGGAAGUGGAGCGGCUCCAGCAGACACAGGCUGUCCCUAACUGAGCAUCAACAUCAGGUAACCAGUUGUGAGCCCAAAGAUCAUUUAGACUAAAUCUUCCCUCUUUGGCUCUUAGUAUUUGGAUCUCAGCUCCUUCCAAUAAACUUUUGUGAGUUCACUCAAAACAUUAUCUUGUAGUGAAAGCAAGUCAGUGAAUGUUUUCUUCAAAGUCAAGUGAGUGCAAAUAUUAUUAUUAUAAGUGAAAAAGUAACACAUACUGCCAGAAUAUAUAUACUGAAUACUCUUAUCCAAAAGCAGCAGUGUUUUGAAAUGUCAGUGGCUGCAUUAUGGGGUAAAAUUGAAGUUUGGUGUACCUCAUCCUUAGUGAUGCUUCAAGACACUCAAGUGCUGAAGUUAAGUGUGUGUGUGUGUGUGUGCGUGCGUGCGUGUGUGUAUGUGUAUGUGUGUGUGUGUAUGUCU